Megalops cyprinoides (Indo-Pacific tarpon) is the source of this 1468-nucleotide messenger RNA. It is a transcript of the gene aprt, whose product is annotated as adenine phosphoribosyltransferase. Gene Ontology annotation, molecular function: AMP binding; adenine phosphoribosyltransferase activity; adenine binding. Gene Ontology annotation, biological process: adenine salvage; AMP salvage. The record is from RefSeq and is a predicted model, not a curated record. Gene Ontology annotation, cellular component: cytoplasm. Lineage: Eukaryota; Metazoa; Chordata; Actinopteri; Elopiformes; Megalopidae. The coding region runs from base 53 to 601 and encodes 182 amino acids. The transcript has 5 exons.
UUCCUGGGACAGUACGAAGUCGUUUCGCGCGGUGCCAACGAAAUAUUUGGUGAUGGCAGGGCGUACAAAGAAAGAGAAGCUGGAAUUAGUCACCCAGAAGAUCAGACCGUUUCCCGAUUUUCCGAGUAAAGGCAUUCUGUUUAGAGAUAUUUGCCCCUUACUAAAAGAUCCCGAAGCGCUAACUGCGGCUAUUGAUUUAUUUGAAGAGCACGUAAAGGAAGCAUACCCGCAGGUCCAGCAGAUUGUGGGCUUGGAUGCCCGUGGGUUUCUGUUUGGUCCUCUGCUGGCUCAGAGGCUAGGAGUGGGCUUUGCGCUGGUCCGGAAGAAAGGCAAACUCCCGGGACCUACUGUUUCUGUGGCCUAUACCCUGGAGUACGGAAAGGCAGAGGUUGAGAUCCAGGCAGAUGCUGUGGAUCCAGGACAGAAGGUCUUGCUUAUUGAUGACUUGCUGGCUACUGGAGGAACACUGUUUGCAGCCUGUGAGCUCAUGAAGAAGCAAAAAGCGGAGGUGCUGGGCUGCUUGGUGGUGGUCGAGCUGAGAGACCUGAACGGACUGGAAAGACUCAAACCCCAUUCGGUGUUCUCCCUGGUGCAGUACUGAUGUCCCGUCUGCAUCUGCAGGCGUAACGGUUCGAUUUUAGGGCUCUGGGAACACCGGUUAACCAUUGUCCACUCCGUUCCUGCGAUCUGUGUUCCAACACAUUGUGUCAGAGAAAUGCAAGAUAGGACAAUGUCACAGCGUAGGUUGUUUAAGGGGACAUUUGCAUGCACUUUACAUCUUUACAUAGGCAAUUACAGACAAUUACAGUUAAGUUGCUUUGAUAUGCACAUUACUGUGUGUGUACUUACAGGACAAAUUUCACAUCAGAAGUGGAAGAAUGCCUUUUUGCCCCUGCAGCGGGCCAUGUUUUUACUUUACCAUUCAACAUUAGAAUAGUAAUAGCUCUUGUGACUUCCUUUACGCCUUAACCGAAUGAUUCCAGCCUUGAUCAUGACGUAAUCCAGUCUUUGUUGUCUUAAAAACAUAGGAACCUUCAAAUGUUUGACCAGUUUGAACCUCAGUUUGAUCAGUAUAAAAUGCAGGUGACAAUGUGCUGGUUGUGCUCCAUUUUGCUGUUAGAGACCAGGGGCUCAACUACCUCUUCCUUCAAACUGGAUGUGUUUUACAUGCUGUAUGAAUGAGCAGGUGUGAGUGUUGAAAAAGUGAUGAUUCUUUUUCUAAAAAACUGUUGCACUUGUACUGUUAAGUUCUUAAAGUGGUAUUGUAUUUGUAACCCACAACACUCAGUUAAGCCAUUUAGGUUUUACACAAUGCCAGUAAUAAAAUACUUGGAUUAAUGGAAUGCACUGCCCCAUAACCUUUCACCAUUUCAAAUGUUAAAAGGACAAACUGCGUGUCAUAUUCAGAGCAUUCACAAGCACAGCUCUGAACUGAGGUUGAACAAUCACUGCUAAAUAAAGAUCCUAA